CAAACAACACAUAAUUGAUAGUUUAGUAAUGUGUUGUGUUCGAGGCAAUAAGUUGUUAGUGGAUUUAGGAAGUUCGAUCAUCUAGUCAAAUCUGCCUCACAAAGAAGAGGAUCGUCAUUGUAGGCAAUGAUUUCAAAAAGUUCCAAUUUUUUUGACCGACUUAAUAUGAAUAGGCGCAUUAAUUUAAUGAGUUUAAAAAGAAUUGUAUAUGAUUAUAAUAACAAUGAAAGAAUGAUUUGUUAUAGGACGUGAAAUUUAGUUAUCAUUAACGAUCUUCCGACCAGUAAAAAACAUAAAACAACAUCAAAUCCUUCUCAGUUAUAAGUUGCAACCUUGUGUCAAGGUUCCACUCUCUCAUCCAUCUUAACCCAUUGAAAUGAAUAAUUGGUCUUUGUGGUGUCUUUAAAGGAGGAGCCGUGGGAGUUAUAAUUGACCUUUGGUAAUUGGUUACGAUGCCAAUCUUAAUAAGGAAAUUGUAGAAAGUAAAAAUAUAGAGGAUGAUGUACACAUUUGAAAUAAUUAUAUUUUUUAAAAAGGAAAAAAACAUGCAUGUUGGGAAAAUUAUUAAGACAUGGACAGCACAUAUGAAGUUUCCCUUUCUAAAAUUAACGCUUUAAUGAUCAUUUCACAACUUUCCAGUACAUAAAUCUUGUUUAUUGUUUCCCUUUCUCUUUUGUUAGUAUAAUAAUUUUUUUAUUGAACAUUUCUUUUUCUGUUUAGAAUGGUUUUUUUAUAAACGGUAUAAAAUGGUUAAAUAACAAGUCAAGCACAUAUUUUCUUGAUGAAAAUAAAACUACUGAAUGAUGACCGAAAAAAGGCGGUACGGCAACUCGACUUCUUUAAAGAUUGAGGCGUGGCUUAGAAUGAGGUACGCCUUGGGAGCAGUGGCGGACCCAUAAAUUUUUCAUAGGGGUGUCAUCUUUUAAAAAUAAAUUAAAUAAAAAUAAUUAAUAAAAAUAAAAUUGUAAAUUUGAAAAUACCUUACUCGUACAGGUUAAAAAGUCCAUGAUUUGUUUUCAUAUUCGAAAAUAAUUGUAGAAUACACUUGGUGUCUAUAGUGUUAAAAAAUUCUCUCUAUAUACCCUACUAGACAAUCAUUCACGAACUUAUCGCAUAUUCGAUUUGUAAACUUGUUCUCGAUGUAACCCAAAGCUGAAAGACUCUUUCAACACUUGCCGUAUUAAGGGUAGCUUGAAAUUAGUUUAAUUGUUAGGUUUUUAAAAUAAUUAGAGAUAGGAAAUGACAUUUUACUAUUACAUUUUUCAAAAUCGAACAACAAAUGAGUUGUAGGUCAACAAAAAUUAAGUUUAUUAAUAAGAAUAGUGUUUCAUAUUUGAAUUGCCCAAUCUACCACUUAUAUUCCUAUACACAAAUGACAGUAGGAUAAUCAUGUUUUCAAAUUUCAGGGGUGUCCCUCACUAUCAAUUAUAAUUUUUUUUUGUCUAUAUGUAAAUUAUCACCGAGGGUUGAAUAAUCGUAUUCCCAAAAUUUAGGGGUGCCCGAGGACACCCCUAAAACCCCCUGGGUCCGCCCCUGCUUGGGAGGCCUAUCCAUUAUGUGGAAAAAGAAGUUCAAGUUACAGUUUAUUCUACAAUAUUGAUGUGAUAGUUUCUUGAGAUAAAGAGUCAUUCCAUGCGUUACUCUGGUAUUUAUGGUCGUCUAUUUCAAGAGGAUGGUUAUCUAACUCUAGAAGACCAUCCACAUCCAUGACAUACAAUUUCUAUUUCAUAUGUGGUCCCUACUGCCACAUCAACAACCUUUACUAUUUCAAUAGAUACCAAUUCCAUUUGCUCUACAUCAAUGAAAUUCACUUUCUAUUUCAUAUGGUGGGCUCAACUGAAAAUUUUACUACAUACUAUCAAUGAUAAAAUUAAUUAACUAGUUCAUUACAAAUAUAUUAUAACUUUAAUCAACAACUAAGUGCGUUUAAUGAUUUUUGUAUUAACUACUAUUGAUUUGUGAUAGUUGUGACAUAUCAUAAAUAUAUAUACGUGUGUGUUUUAUUAUCAUUAUCUUCCAGAAUUUGAAGUGUACUAUCAAUUCAGUUAUUAAUCUAAUGAUAAGUUUAUAUUAUUUUAUGUUAAUCUUUAAUUUUAAUAAUAAUAAUCUAUUUAGUCCUAAUUGUAUGUUGAAACCAUAAAAGUUGAAAUUAAAAAAAACUGAUUUGUCAAAAAGUGGACAGGGGACCCACUACUUUACCCCACCAUCCAUUUCAUUUGCUAUUUCACGAAAUGAAAUAUUUCAUUGUUGAAAGGAUGGACCACAUCCAUGAAAUAGCUUUGAAAUGGUGCCACCUCAUAAUGAAAUUGGCUAGUGAAAGCCGAUGCAGAUGCUCUAACUCAUGAGAAAUUUCAAAGACAAGCAAUUUACCCUGAGUUUGUAUGGGGGAUUUCAACCUCAUUACUAAGUAUGGGGAAAACUGGAGGAAGAUGAAAAUCUUGCGACAAAUUUCAUUGUAGUUCUAAGGGAGUAUGAGUCAACAAACCUUACCAAACAACUAAGGCAACAAACCUUGGUAGCUUUUGAGAAGGAGAGCAAUUUAUUUGGAGCAGGGAGAACAAGCGAAAGGCUUCAAUGGACACACAUUUACUUGCCAUCUACGAAAAGUUCUGGUGAAUGUAUUUGGUUCGCUUUUGAGCCACCUUAAUUCGUAAACACAAGCUCCAUUAGAGAUCAAGCGAAAUUUGGUUGCUUUGUCGUAAUUCUUCACUUAAAAAUCGAGAGUUUGAACUCCACACGACAAAUUUGAACAUGGCUAGGAUCCACUUGAAUAGAUCAAUUGAUUUGGAUUUAAGUUAUAUUUCAAUAGUGUUCCGGUCUAGUUUUUAACUCCGCUAGAAUCUCUUUUCCUUUGUUCACGAUGAAUUGCAUGACAAGUAGUCGACAGAUUUUCUUGAGUUUCAUUUGUGCUGUUUUUUCCCCCUCGGCUUAAGACUCGAUUAACCAUCACAAAUGAAAAUUAUUAUGUAUACUUAGUAAACCGAUAGAUGCCCAAAAUCACAUAUCCUCGAACAACGAAAGCAUUGAACCAGUGGUAAAAAAAAAGAGAGGAAAUUUAACACCACUAACGUUCAUAGUUCAUUGUCCUUUGAUUAAAAUUUCUUUUUUCCCCCUUCUAUUUAUUAUCAGAAGCAUAUUUUCUGAAUAUUACAAAAUACGAAUAAAUACAAGUUAAAAAAAAAAAAAAAGGAGGUGGCUCGAAUAAUAUAUAAAGGGUCCCGUCGAUUCAACGCAAUAUGUGCGCCCAGUCUCUGCUGUCUUCGCAGAUAAGAAAAUACACAGAAACCUACCCCUAAUCUUCCUCUUUCUUCUUAAGGCCAAACGCUCACCUUCAGCUCCUCCACAAACCACGCCCCUUCCUUUCAGCUCUCAACCAGUCCACAAACCUUCCUUCCUAGUUCUCAGCCAAGCAGCUCGCCAAGAUGUCGUGGCAGACUUACGUCGAUGACCACCUCAUGUGCGAAAUCGAGGGCAAUCACCUCUCUGCUGCAGCCAUCAUCGGCCACGACGGCAGCGUUUGGGCCCAGAGCGCUACCUUCCCUCAGUUCAAACCGGAAGAAAUUACUGGCAUCAUGAAGGAUUUCGAUGAGCCUGGUUUUCUUGCACCCACUGGGUUGUACCUUGGAGGCUCAAAGUACAUGGUGAUUCAGGGGGAGGCUGGAGCUGUCAUUCGAGGAAAGAAGGGAUCUGGUGGUGUUACCAUUAAGAAGACGGGUCAGGCAUUGGUCAUCGGCAUCUAUGACGAGCCAAUGACUCCUGGGCAGUGCAACGUGAUAGUGGAAAGGCUCGGGGACUAUCUCGCCGAUCAGGGUCUUUAAUCACCUCGUUUUUUCUUAUCUUUGUUAUUUAUCCCUGUCCUCCUGGCAUCUAAUACAAAACCUUGCCUCUGUCGGACAUUAUUUAGUAGCUUAAGGUCAAGGGGAACACUGUGUGAAAAGGAAAAAAAAGAAAGAUGGGAGUUUGAUUGAUGGUUGUUUUGGAUUUUGAUGGAUUUGAGUCUCUUCCUUUGUACUAUUUUGAUGAUGGUAUUAUCAUGAUGAUUGUCUAAAUUACAUUUUGGGGUUUGUUAAUCGAAUCGACGGGAUUGGUUUUUGGUUGUCACUAAGUAUUGCUUCAGUAUGGCUGCUUUCUUUUGCGUUUCUUGUUUGUUUGGUCUAUAUGGUAAGAAUAGGAAUGCUUUCUGGGUGUGAAGAAGAUAAGAAGUACAGUUGGUUGGCGUUAUUUCUGUGUAUAUUUGCAUUGCAUCAGGCGGAGUUUAUUUUUAGGUGAUUCCUGGUUUGGAGACUUAACAUGAUAACUACCAAACUCACUCAGGCACGCCAUUCUCCGCAUUUUAAUGAAGUAACCGUAACAUAUUUCAGAGGUUAUUCCUGGAGAUUUGGUAGCUCUAGACUGAGUCAUAUGUAGAUGUAUGCCCAGUUCUCUCUGAAACGUUCAUAAAGUACGUGGUAUCGUCAGCUCGAGCUUUCUGUUGGCAACCUUAUCAGAAGAUAUGUUAGUAUGAUGGUACUGGAAACCCCUAUGCAAAGUCAUAAGACAGUUCUCUAGUCUGCAUUCUACCGAUAUAAAGUUGGCAUUUUUGU
Molecule: messenger RNA, 4583 nt
Organism: Linum trigynum
Lineage: Eukaryota; Viridiplantae; Streptophyta; Magnoliopsida; Malpighiales; Linaceae
Source: the annotation of a GenBank genome assembly